Colletotrichum spaethianum is the source of this 1224-nucleotide messenger RNA. RefSeq names its product putative leucine aminopeptidase 2. Gene Ontology annotation, molecular function: oxidoreductase activity; FMN binding. The transcript is spliced from 2 exons. The record is from RefSeq and is a predicted model, not a curated record. Lineage: Eukaryota; Fungi; Ascomycota; Sordariomycetes; Glomerellales; Glomerellaceae. The coding region runs from base 1 to 1224 and encodes 407 amino acids.
AUGUCCGACCCCGACUCUCCUCACAUUAAGAACCGCGAUACCCCAUCAUGGGGCCUCUACCAGCGCGAGAACUUUUGGAAGCUUAACGAUGGUGAAGUGCCUCAAUUCAACACUCCAAACCGCCAAGCAUUCUUCAGACGCAAGAUUGUUCCCCGGCAACUUGUUGACACCAACGAGCGAUCAACCCGCACCACGAUCUUUGGGCACGAGGUCUCGGCGCCGUUCGGCAUUGCGCCCGUAGGCAUCAACAAGAUCUACCACCCGCACGGCGAGCUUCCCGUCGCCAAGGUUGCCGGGGAGUUGGGCAUUCCUUACAGUCUCUCGACGGCCGGCUCCUGCCCCAUUGAAGAUGUGGCUCGAGCUAACGACGCGGGGCGCGCAUCGACGAUUGAGGCUCAAUCGGCAGAGAAAUCCAAGAUCCCAGAGGGACCGCGCUUCUUCCAGCUCUACAUGCCCCAUGACGACGAGCUCACUAUUUCCCUCUUGACCAGAGCGCACGAGUCCGGCUUCACGGCUUGCAUGCUUACGACGGAUACCUGGCAACUGGGCUGGCGGCAUGACGACGUCGCGACGUCGAACUAUGCAUUCUACCGCGGCAUCGGCGCCGACCUGGGCCUGACGGACCCCAUAUUCCAGAAGCGCCUCGCAGAGAAGGGCAUCGAUCCACAAAAGGAGCCCGAGAAGGCGGCUGCGAUGUGGAUCGACAACGUCUGGCACGGGCGCGCGUGGUCCUGGGACAAGGCCGUGUGGGCACGGGAGCAGUGGCAGCAGAUCAGCGGCGGGAAGCCGUUCCUGAUCAAGGGCAUUCAGAGGGUCGACGACGCGGAGAAGGCGGCGGACCUAGGGUUCGAGGGCAUUGUUGUGAGCAACCACGCCGGGCGCCAAGUCGACGGGGCGAUUGGGAGCCUGGACGCGCUGGAGAAGAUUGCGGAGAGGGUCGGGGACAGGAUCGUAGUCACGUUCGAUAGCGGCGUGAGAGGCGCGGCGGACGUAGUCAAGGCGCUCGCGCUGGGCGCCAAGUUCGUCUUCAUCGGGCGGCUGUGGAUCUGGGGACUGAGCAUCAUGGGGGAGCAAGGCGUGAGGCAUGUGCUGAGGGGCCUGUUGGCCGACUUGGACAUCUUGAUGAAUGUGGCGGGGAUCCAGAAGAUUGCGGACAUCAACAAAGACUUGCUGGAGUCGUUUCCCAAGUCUUACGCGUUGCUUGCUGAAAAGAGCAAAUUGUAG